CCCGAGGCGGCUUCAUUCUAAAAAAAGGGAGCCGGGAGGACCGCGAGCCACCUUUGAAUUCACACCUAAUCACCAUUGGGCUAUAAUGCUGCGCGUGAGGUGUCUGCGAGGAGGCAGCAGAGGGGCAGAGGCGGCCCAUCUGAUCGGAGCAGUGGUGGGCCGUGCAGCGACCGGUUGGGUGCAGCGGGCCUUCCAGAGCACCUCCAGUGCAGCAGCUGCUCAAACACAGCCGACGGUUGAAGACGACCAUGUUACUGACCCCGCGCAGCAGGAGUGUCCUGUUAGCAGUUACAAUGAAUGGGACCCUCUGGAGGAGGUCAUCGUGGGCCGUGCCGAAAAUGCCCGUGUGCCUCCCUUCACUGUGGAAGUGAAAGCCAACACGUACGAUAAGUACUGGUCCUUCUAUCAGAAGUACGGGGGCCAACCUUUUCCUGCGGACCACUUGAAAAAAGCUGUUUCUGAGAUUGACGAAAUGUGCAAUAUUCUGCGUCACGAGGGUGUGAAUGUGAGGAGGCCGGAGCGUGUUGAUUGGUCCUUGGAAUACAAAACUCCUGACUUCCAAUCAUCAGGCAUGUAUGCCGCCAUGCCCCGAGAUAUCCUGAUGGUGGUGGGCAACGAGAUCAUCGAGGCUCCGAUGGCAUGGAGGGCUCGCUUCUUCGAGUACCGAGCGUACCGACCCUUGAUCAAGGAGUAUUUCAGAAAAGGUGCUAAAUGGACCACCGCUCCCAAGCCCACGAUGGCCGAUGAGCUGUACGAUCAGGACUACCCCAUCCGCACAGUGGAAGACAGACACAAGCUGGCCGCUCAGGGCAAAUUCGUGACCACGGAGCACGAGCCCUGCUUCGACGCCGCCGAUUUCAUUCGUGCCGGCAAGGACCUCUUUGUCCAGAGAAGUCAGGUUACCAACUACAUGGGAAUCAAGUGGAUGCGCCGUCACCUGGCCCCAGACUACAAAAUCCACAUCAUCUCAUUCAAAGACCCGAACCCCAUGCACAUUGACGCCACCUUCAACAUCAUCGGACCGGGCCUCGUGCUGUCGAACCCUGAUCGGCCGUGUCGCCAGAUUGACAUGUUCAAGAAAGCAGGCUGGACUGUGGUGAAACCUCCAACACCUCUGAUUCCCGAUGAUCACCCCCUCUGGAUGUCCUCCAAAUGGUUGUCCAUGAAUGUUUUGAUGCUGGAUGAGAAGCGUGUCAUGGUCGACGCCAAUGAAUCCACCAUUCAUAAAAUGUUUGAGGACCUCGGUAUAAAGACCAUAAAGGUGAACAUUCGCCAUGCCAACUCGCUGGGUGGCGGCUUCCACUGCUGGACUACUGACGUCCGCCGGCGUGGCGCGCUGCAGUCCUACUUUCACUAGACAUGCCGGCAAUGAGCCCAAAUGUUUUUAUUGAGCUUGAAAAGAUUAGAGCCUCCGUUUGGAAUUUGAAUUCAACUGGGGAUUUUCAAUCUAUUAUCACCUAGUGCGUCUCUAACUAAGUUUAACACGACAAUUCACAAGUGAAACUAGUGAACAUGAUGUUCUUUAAACGUGUAUUAACAAAUACACAAAUCCAUUGAUUAGUCCUAUCAGUUGGCAUCAAGUCCUUUUCCGGAUUGGGCAUUUAUGUCCUGAAUGAAUAUGAAUGUAUUGUUUUGAUUUGACAUCGCUGUGCAUUACAGUGCCUUUGCUUUGUUUUGCGAGACAGUGAACCCCCGCUUAUUUGAACGUAUCUCCUAUUUGUUCAAAAAACAACAACAAAAAGUCUCGUCUACGUACAUUAUUGACUUGGCUCCAUCUUGGGGCCAAGGAACUCUGUUGAAGUGAAGGGAGGAGCUUCAUUCACUCAGCCUUGUCUAAUUGAAAUGAAGUCCUUUUCGGUGGGCGUCAAAGACUCGCAAAUACCGGGGCUUGACUGUAUACUAAUCGGCCACUUUAUUAGUUACACUCUGUGACAUCAUGCAACGGCUCUGCUAUACAUUUAUUAUUAUUGUUAUUAUUUGAUUUUGUAAGUUUCCGGUGUUGUCAGAAAGAUAUGAAUUUGAAAUGUUAAUUAUGGGGGAUGUUUUCUGUGGCCUCGAUAAAAGGCGUCGCGACAUCAGAAAUCACGGGAAAGUUGUUGCCUUGCACUGUACAAGUGUACUUAAUAAACUGUCCACGUCACUCUCCGUCAUUCUACAUCUCAAUAUUAACUGCAUUUCUGGCCUGGCUGUUGUAUUUGGCUUCGACAUCUUCAAGUCAACGUGCGGACAAGGAACAGUUUGUUCAGAGAACACAGAAACAACACUUCUGUCAUUUUCCAAAGUUGUUUUUUUCUUUUUAUAUUGAAAGAAAUGUAUUAAAGUUGUUAUGUAGGUCAUGAAACAUGAUGAAUUUCUUUUCAUUGGAACGUGAUUUUGUAAAGAUUUUAAUUGAUUAGACAACGUUCUAUUGAUAGAUGUUAUUUUUCUCUUUAUUGGAUUUCCCACCAAUUCCUGUUUUUAUAUCUUUACAGUCCAUAUCAGAUAUUGUAUACCUUUUACCUCUGCCGUUCUCUCGUCGCAAAACUGGGCCAGUUACAUGCUGCAAGUCAUUCUCACUGAACCGCUUGGCUGUUUUUGUUUGCGCAGCAGAGAUGCCUUCAGGAUGAAGAAAGAAAUGUGUUUGUUUGGUAAUUCCUUUGUUGCGUUCACAGUAGGAUACAGUCAGGGUGUUUCGUAUGCGCCUGCGUGUUUACCUCCUGAAGUCUGCUGCGACUGGAGGGCAGCGAUGAGGAAAGCAAGUGCUUCAUAAAUGGAAUUAAAAGGAUGUGUCUAUCAA
Phyllopteryx taeniolatus (common seadragon) is the source of this 2776-nucleotide messenger RNA. It is a transcript of the gene gatm, whose product is annotated as glycine amidinotransferase (L-arginine:glycine amidinotransferase). The transcript is spliced from 9 exons. Gene Ontology annotation, cellular component: mitochondrion. The record is from RefSeq and is a predicted model, not a curated record. Lineage: Eukaryota; Metazoa; Chordata; Actinopteri; Syngnathiformes; Syngnathidae. Gene Ontology annotation, molecular function: amidinotransferase activity. The coding region runs from base 86 to 1357 and encodes 423 amino acids.